Molecule: messenger RNA, 312 nt
Organism: Ilex paraguariensis (yerba mate)
Lineage: Eukaryota; Viridiplantae; Streptophyta; Magnoliopsida; Aquifoliales; Aquifoliaceae
Source: the annotation of a GenBank genome assembly
AUGGAUGGUGAAGUUGUAUCAAAGAUAAAAUGCAUGGCAUGUACAACCAAGAUCAUAACGAAGGCGAUGAUUUCAGAGUAUGGAGGAAUUUUUGAUUCGAUUGUAUCUUUGGUUGAUGUUGGGGGUGGGACUGGAGUUGCGGUGGCUGAGAUUGUGAAGGUGUAUACACAUAUCCAAGGAAAAAACUUUGAUUUGCCUCAUGUAGUUGCUACUGCACCAGUGUACAACGGAGUAACCCAUGUUGGGGGUGAUAUGUUCAAGGCCAUUCCUCAGGCUGAUGCGAUCCUGAUGAAGGUAAAGUCUCUCUCCUGA